AUCCCUUACCACCACCUCGUUUUGAAAUUAAUAAAGAAAAAACUACAUUCACAAGCUUGAAGGUUCAGUGGGAACCUUCCUCAGGAAAGGUGGACUGGUAUAAUCUGGUAUUAUUUGAUCAUGAUAAUAAAAAGAUACAAGAAGUCUCCAUACCAGGAAGAACUUCAAAAACAGAAAAUACUUUUUCCAGUCUCACCCCUGGGAAUAAAUACAACAUUGUCCUCACUGCAGUUGCUGGAAAUAAGAGUACCCCGGAACUUCACAUAAGUGGAUCUACAGUGCCAUCCCCUGUGAAAAAUAUUCAGGUCAGUGUCAAAACAGACACUAUCCAUGCUUCGUGGUCUCCUGGCUCUGGGUACGUGGAUCGUUACAGGCUGCUGUUACUGGAUAAUCAUGCCCCAGUUCAUGAGGUUCACCAAGAAGAUCCUCUGACCUCCUACACCUUUUCAGGACUUACAGCGGGUCACGUCUAUAACCUCUCUAUCAUAACCCAGGCUGCAGGAUUGGAGAGCAACAGUUUUCAAACAGUCAGGACAGCCCCAGCUGAAGUCUUAGAUUUGACGGUGACUAACGAUGACAGCUCAGAUACUUUAAAAGUUAAGUGGCGAAGACCUUCAGGAAACCUCGAUUUCUAUAAUAUCACACUGUCUCAUCUUGGAUCAGUUAAAGAAGUCAGAACUCUACAGCCACCAGUCACAGAGACUCACUUUGACAAGCUAACUCCAGGACGUCUUUACCAGGUUACUGCCCGCACAAUCAGUGGUGAACUGUUCACUGAUCGGAUGGCAACUGGCAGGACAUUUCCCCAGAAGGUUUCUGAGCUGGAAGCCGGUGGUGGUGGUUGGCUGAGGUCUCUGCGAGUGAACUGGCUGCCCCCUGCGGGAGACUGGGAGAGGUACCACCUCCUCCUGUGGAACCGCUCGGCCCUGGUGCUUAACGCCACCCUCCAGAAGGACACCAGCGAGUACCUCAUCCACGACGUGGGCCUCAUCCCCGGGAGACAGUACAGCGUGGACCUGUUUGUGGAGAGUGGUGAUUUGCAGAGCAAAACUAGCUGCACAGGGAGAACAGCUCCAGAACCUGUUCUCCAGCUCCGUGUGAAGCAUGCAAAUGAAUCUUCACUUAGUGUCAUGUGGAUGACCCCUGUUGCGGAAUGGGACAGCUAUGUGGUUUCACUAGGAGACAGGGAUCUUACUGUCAUCAAAAAAGGGCUUGCAAAAGAAGCUAAGGAAUUCACGUUCACUGACUUGGUACCUGGAAGAAAAUACACAGCUACCAUCACUACCAUUAGUGGGAGUUUAAGCAACUGGACUUCAGUGGAAGGAAGAACAGUGCCAGCCCAAGUGACUGGUCUGACCGUGGCAAGUCAGGGAUCAACCAACAGCUUGUUCACCAACUGGACAGGAGCACUGGGAGAUGUAGACUCAUACCAAGUGCUACUGAUUCACGAGAAUGUUGUCAUUAAGAAUGAGACUGUUCCCAGUGAAACCAACAGAUACCACUUCUAUCCCCUGAAACCUGGAGGACUCUAUUCAGUUGUUGUCACCACUGUCAGUGGGGGAAUAUCUUCAAGGCAAACAGUCGCAGAGGGGAGGACAGUUCCUUCCAGCGUGACUGGAGUAACAGUAAAUAACUCAGGUCGCAGCGACUACCUCAGUGUUUCUUGGCUGCCAGCUUCUGGAGAUGUAGACAGUUAUUUGGUAACACUCUCUCAUGAUGACCAGAUUGUUCAGACUCUCACCGUUUCCAAAUCCUUCAGUGAAUGCUCCUUCAGCAGCCUUACUCCUGGGACGCUUUACAAUGUGAUGAUAACCACAAAGAGUGGGAAGUAUGAAAAUUAUUCCUUCAGCCAGGAACGAACAGUCCCUUCAAGUGUUCAGGGACUUACUGUCAGCAAUUCAGCCAGAAGUGACUACUUGAAGGUGUCCUGGUUACAUGCCUCUGGAUAUUUUGAUAAUUAUGAAGUGAUCAUCAAGAACAACAAUGAUUUCAUCCAAACAAAAAGUGUCCCAAAGGAUGAAAAUGAAUGUGUGUUCACUAAUCUGGUCCCAGGGAGGCAGUACAGUGUCACGGUCAGCACAAGGAGUGGGAAAUAUGAAACUAGUGAAAGAGUCUAUGGCAGAACAAUGCCAGAGUCAGUGAAGGAACUGACUCUUAGUAACAGGAGCACAGAAGAUCUGCAGGUAACUUGGUCAAAGGCUGAGGGGGAUGUUGAUAAAUAUGAGAUUCAGCUGCUCUUCAAUGAUAUGAAGAUCUUCCCACCCAUUUUCCUUGGGAACACCGUUGAGGAGUAUCGGUUCACAGCUUUGACUCCAGGACGUCUAUACAAAAUUCUUGUCUUGACCAUCAGUGGAGAUGCACAACGUGCUACUUUCAUAGAAGGCCUGACAAUUCCAAGCAUGGUCAGAAACAUUCAUGUGUCCCCUAAUGGCAUGACAAACAGCCUGAAAGUGAGCUGGACUCCUGGAAGUGGAGAUGUUGAUUCCUACACAGUGACUAUAUUUCAGCAAAACCAUCAGCUUGACUCCCAGAGUGUCUCCAAACAUAUCUCUGAGCACAUGUUUCACAAGUUGGAAGCUGGGGAGCAGUACCGGGUUGUCGUGCAAUCUAACAGUGGCACCUUGCACAACAGCUUAGCAGCUUUUGGGAGAACAAUUCCAGCCUCUGUCCAGGACUUACUAGCCCAUCAUGCUUACAGCAGUCAUUCCUUGUUAGUAACCUGGCAGAAAGCUCCUGGUGUCGCUGAAAGAUAUGACAUUCUGCUCUUGAACGAGCAAGGAAUCCUCCUGAGCAACAAAUCAGAGCCAGCUACUGCCAAACAGCACAAAUUUGAAGAUUUAUUAGCUGGCAAGAAGUAUAAAAUACAAGUUUUGACAGUUAGUGGUGGCCUCUUCAGUAAACGAGCAGAAACUGUUGGGCGAACAGUUCCAGCAGCAGUUACAGAUCUGAAGGUCACAGAGAACACCACUGACCGACUGUCCUUCAGCUGGACUACCUCACAAGGAGAGCUUGAUUCAUAUGACAUCUUCCUGUACAACCCAGACAAGUCCCUUCAUGACAGGAUUUCAGGAGAGCAGCACCUCCAGCAGUGUUCAUUCCAGAACCUGCAGCAAGGCAGGAUGUAUCGAAUGGUGAUCGUUACCCAUAGUGGGGACCUCACUAACGAGUCAUCUGUCUAUGGAAGAACAGUACCAGCCCCGGUUGUUGGUCUAAAGGCAUCCAACCGAAACAUGACAGACAGUCUGUGGUUCACCUGGGGUCCAGCAGCAGGAGAUGUUGACUUCUAUGAGCUGAAUCUUUACAACCCAAAUGGGACACAGAAAGAGACAUGGCAGAGGAAAGACCUGAAAGAGUGGCAUUUCCAGGGGCUCAUUCCUGGCAGAAAGUAUACUCUAGUUGUGGUGACUCACAGUGGUGACCUGACCAACACAGCAAAUGCUGAAGGGAGAACAGCACCCAGCCCUCCUAACGCUGUGUCGUUCACUGAUGUUGCAAACACUUCUUUAUCAGUUACUUGGUUGGGUCCUCCAGACUGGACAGACUACGAUGAUUUUGAGUUGCAGUGGCUUCCAAAGGAUCCCCUCAUAGUAUUCAAUCCCUACAGCAGCAGCAAAUCAAAAGUACGCAUCAUCUAUGGCCUGCGACCAGGCAGACUUUAUGACUUCAGUGUCAGAACUGUCAGUGGUGACAGCUGGAAGACAUACAGUCAAUCACAGUCUGCAAGUGUGAGGACAAAACCAGACAAGAUACAAAGUCUUCAUUGCCGGCCCCAGACCUCUACUGCCAUUGCAUGUUCCUGGACUCCUCCUGAUUCUGACUUCGAUGGGUACAGUGUCGAAUGCAAGAAGAUGGAUACUCAUGAAGUGGAAUUUUCUAGAAGGAUAGACAAAGACAAAUCUCUGCUUAGUAUCAUGACCCUCGUUCCCCACAAGCAAUACCUGGUGUCCAUCAAGGUGCAUUCUGCAGAUAUGACAAGUGAAGUCGUUGAGGACAGCACCAUCACAAUGAUCGACCGUCCCCCUCAGCCACCUCCAGACAUACGAGUGAAUAAAAAAGAGGUGCUGAUUACCAAAUCCUCCAUCAACUUCACUUUUAACUGCAGCUGGUUUAGUGAUACUAAUGGAGCUGUGAAGUACUUUACUGUGGUUGUGAGAGAGGCUGAUGGUAGUGAAGGACCAAAGCCUGAUGAGCAGCACCCAUUACCUUCUUACCUGGAGUAUAAACACAAUGACUCUAUACGCAUCUACCAGACAAAUUAUUUUGCCAGUAGAUGCGCUGAAAACCCUGACAGUGAUUAUAAAAGCUUUGACAUUAAGCUUGGAGGAGAAAUGGAAAACCUGGGAGGAAGGUGUGAUCCAGAUCAGCAAAAAUUCUGCGAUGGACCUCUAAAGCCUCGGACUGCUUACAGGAUCAGCAUACGGGCUUUUACGCAGCUCUUCAGUGAAGACCCGAAGGAACUCCCUAAACCACUCUUCUCAGACACCUUCUUCUCUUUACCAAUCACUACAGAGGCAGAGCCUCUGUUUGGAGUAAUUGAAGGUGUGAGUGCUGGCUUGUUUCUGAUUGUGAUGAUAGUGGCUGUUACAGCUUUAUUUGUCUGCAGACAAAAAGUUAGUAAUGGCCAUGAGAGACCUACAGCAAGGCUGAGCAUUCGCAGGGACAGGCCACUGUCAGUCCAUCUGAACUUGGGGCAAAAAGGGAACCGGAAAACUUCCAGUCCGAUCAAAGUCAGUCAUUUUGAAGCACACUUCACCAAACUUCAAGCAGACUCCAACUACCUCCUGUCCAAGGAGUAUGAGGACUUGAAAGAUGUGGGUCGAAACCAGACAUGUGACAUAGCACUUCUGCCAGAGAACAGAGGGAAAAAUCGAUACAAUAAUAUAUUGCCCUAUGAUACAUCAAGAGUGAAGCUUUCCAAUGUGGAUGAUGACCCUUGCUCAGACUACAUUAAUGCAAGCUACAUACCAGGCAACAGUUUCCGCAGGGAAUACAUAGCAACUCAGGGCCCUUUGCCUGGCACCAAAGAUGAGUUCUGGAAGAUGGCAUGGGAGCAAAAUGUUCACAAUAUUGUCAUGGUAACCCAGUGUGUUGAGAAGGGCCGGGUGAAGUGUGACCACUACUGGCCCCUUGACCAGGAUUCCUUGUACUAUGGAGACCUGAUCGUUGAGAUGCUGUCUGAAUCGGUGCUCCCAGAAUGGACAAUACGAGAGUUUAAAAUCUGCAGUGAAGAGCAGCUUGACUCAACAAGGCUCAUUCGUCACUUCCACUACACUGUCUGGCCAGACCAUGGUGUGCCGGAGACCACCCAGUCCCUGAUCCAGUUUGUUAGAACUGUGAGGGAUUACAUUAACAGGACCCCAGACACAGGACCAACUAUUGUGCACUGCAGCGCUGGUGUUGGCAGGACUGGCACAUUCAUUGCACUUGACCGAAUUCUGCAGCAACUGGAUUCAAAGGACACUGUCGACAUUUAUGCAGCAGUACAUGAUCUAAGGCUCCAUCGGGUUCACAUGGUUCAGACAGAGUGUCAAUAUGUGUAUCUACAUCAGUGUGUGAGAGAUGUGUUAAGAGCCAGAAAGCUUCGCAGCGAACAGGAAAACCCCUUGUUUCCAAUAUAUGAAAAUGUGAAUCCAGAAUAUCACAGAGAUGCUGUUUAUUCAAGGCACUAAGAAUGUUACAGACAUCUGCUUUUGUGACCACAUUUAUUAACUAGAGGU
Messenger RNA from Nestor notabilis (Kea), 5717 nucleotides. It is a transcript of the gene PTPRB, whose product is annotated as protein tyrosine phosphatase, receptor type, B. Gene Ontology annotation, biological process: angiogenesis; protein dephosphorylation. The record is from RefSeq and is a predicted model, not a curated record. The annotation marks the transcript as partial. NCBI's taxonomy places the organism in Eukaryota, Metazoa, Chordata, Aves, Psittaciformes, Psittacidae. The transcript is spliced from 30 exons. Gene Ontology annotation, molecular function: protein tyrosine phosphatase activity; cadherin binding.